This is a messenger RNA of Adineta ricciae, 525 nucleotides long. Lineage: Eukaryota; Metazoa; Rotifera; Eurotatoria; Adinetida; Adinetidae. The record is from the annotation of a GenBank genome assembly.
AUGAUUACGGACACUCCGGCUGCUAUUCAACCACCGAUAAUAACACCAAGAGCACCACCAAUAGUACCAUUAUGGCGACAAAAAUUUCCAUCGAUUGCUUCUGGAGCAUUAUCGUCUGUUCAGUUUUUGAUCACGAUCAUCAUCAUUGGUUGUGAAGUGGGCAGUAUGCUGAUCGAUAUUGUGACUGCAACAGUAUAUGUUGGCCUUUGGGCGAGUUUAUUCUUUUUGACUUCAUGUGUUUCGCAAUGGAUUUCAUCAUGUUGCUGUCGUGCACGCGGAUGUGCAACGUAUACAUUGAUAAGUCAGCUGAUCUCGAUGGUUUUCGCACUGUGUGUCAUUGGCUUCGAUGCAUAUUAUAUCGUCUCUCCAUCGACAUGCUUUUUUCCAUCGAGCGUAUGCAACAGUUCGGCAUCGACACGUGGUCUCUUCUAUUCUGAUUAUAAUUUUACCUAUAUCAAAAUACCACUAAUCAAAGCACAGUUAGCAGUUGGUGUGNGGGAAUGUAUGGAGUUUUAUAGUAGUUAG